GGCGGCCAGCAUGAGGGGAGCCAGCACCCUGGACGGGGCACCCAAGGUACUCCUGGCCAGGGCCCUCUACGACAACUGCGCUGACUGCGCCGACGAGCUGGCCUUCAGCAGGGGCGACAUCCUGACCAUUCUGGAGCAAAAUGUGCCGGAAAGCGAGGGCUGGUGGAAAUGUCUGCUCCAUGGGAAACUGGGCCUGGCCCCUGCCAACCGCCUCCAGGUCCUCAUGGAGACCCCCGAGGACAGGCCCUGCCCCCCAUUCACGAGGGGCCUAGAAAAUGCUCUUGCCAGCCCCGGGAAGACCGGCCAGGCGCCCACCCAGCUCAGCCCCGCGCCGCCUGGGCCCGUGUACGAGCCAAUGAGGAGCUGGGUCAAGGGACCCCCGCCAGCCCCCGCCCAGGACUACGAGUUUCCCAACCCGCUGGCCAGCGCCAGCGUCGUCUGCGAAAAGGCGCUCAGGGGUCCGACUCAGAAGAGAGAGGAGCAGAUACUCUAUGACAUACCCGCCAGCGCCCAGAAGGCAAGAUGGGGUGCCCCCGCCGGCCCCGCGAGUGUGAGCAUGACCAGUGCUGAGCGUCCAGGUGGCCAUCCUCUGGGAACUCCCACGAGCGUGGCCCCGACGAGGAACGGCCAGAGUGUACCGCUGACAUCAGCGACGGCCCUGACAAGGAGCAGCUACAGCUCUCUGCCAAACCCUCAGAAAUCAGAGUGGACUUACGACACGCCGACGCCUUCAGAAAAAGCCAGUGCCAGAAACGCGCCUCUGCCCGGCUUCCUGGAAGGGCCGGGGCCCCAUGCCCAGCCCUGGCAUGUGUCCAGCUUCCCUGGUGCCCCGAACAGCAGAGCCCUGCCCCCCGCGCCACACCUGCCUAAAGAUGCAGCCACGCAGAAGAAACUCAGCCUUCCAGAAAGCUCUUGCUACGGCCGCCCGGCGCCCCGGGACGCUCUACCCUCGGGGGAGGGGACCUCCUACAGGGUUCCUGCCAGCUUCCUGGCUCCCCGGGUGGAGCAGCAGAACACCAGACCCAACAUCUACGACUUGCCCACAGGAAUGGUGAGUGGCCCGCAGCCCGCGAAAGAGCAUGGCGGAGCUUCGGAGGCGCCCCGGGACCCCACUUCCUUGUGCCUCUCCAGGCGGGCGGCGUCGCUGUCUCCCGAGCUGGACAGACUCUCCGCUUCCAGCUCUGACAGCAGAGCCAGUGUCGUGUCCUCCGGCUCCUCUGUGUCCACCGACUCUUUGUCCAGCUCCUCGGAGGAACCGGCCAUGGCGCUGCCCAUGGACCAGGACGCGGCCAAAGAGACGGCGGCGGCCCUGGAGCACAGGGUGGCCAGCUGCAUCGCGGGCCUGAUGCUCUUUGUGAACAGGCGGUGGCGGUCCCGGGAGUACCUGGAGGCCAACGUGGACGCCAUCCGCAGGGCGGUGAAGUGCACAGAAGGUUCUCUGAGAGAGUUCCUGGACUUCGCGCGGGCGGUGGCGAGGACGGCCUCCCAGCUCCCUGACGGUCACCUCCAGGCCAGGGUUCGGGAGCAGGUCCAGCUGAUCGCCCACUCGCACCAGAUCCUGCUUGAAACCAAGGACAGCCUGGAGAGCUUGGACUGGUCCCUGGAAGUCCUGGUGGCUGACAAAGUCCAAACCAGCCCCGAUGACCUGGAGAGAUUUGUCAUGGCGGCGCGGAUGGUUCCAGAAGACGUCAAGAGAUUCGCCUCCAUCGUCAUUGCCAACGGGAGGCUCCUUUUCAAGCAGAAUUGUGAAAGGGAAGAGACCGAACUGUUGACCCCCAGUGCAGAAUUGAACCUUGCAAGAAGCCCUCAGCUUGCCCAAAGGGAACACGCCUUGCACCAAAGCAGCCCCCCUCUCCAUCAGCAAAGGGAAAGUGGACCGUCCCCUGAGCUCUUCACGCAAAACAGGACCAAGGCCUGUGACCAGAGUCCUGGCUGUCUCACCCCCCGACCUUCCAGCCUCCAGAAGCCCGAGAAGAGGAUCCACCUCUCUGAGCACAGCCGCCUCUACUUCGGGGCGCUCUUCAAAGCCAUCAACACCUUUUCUGGCAGCCUCCACCACAGCCAGCCCCCCACGGUCUUCAUCACGCGGAGCAAGGCGAUCAUCGUGGUGGGGCAGAAGCUGGUGGACACGCUGUGUAAGGAGACGCAGGACAGGGACGCGCGAAACGAGGUCCUCUGUGGCAGCAACCACCUGUGCAGCCUGCUCAAGGGCCUGGCGCUGGCCACCAAGCAGGCAGUGAUCGAGCACCCCAGCCCCGCGGCCCUCCGGCACUUGCAGGCGGAGAUCCAGAAGCUGGAGCAGCAUGCGCGGCAAUUCCGGGGGAUGCUGGGGUGA
Molecule: messenger RNA, 2335 nt
Organism: Condylura cristata (star-nosed mole)
Lineage: Eukaryota; Metazoa; Chordata; Mammalia; Eulipotyphla; Talpidae
Gene: CASS4
Product: Cas scaffolding protein family member 4
Exons: 5
Coding region: 11-2335 (774 amino acids)
Biological process (GO): cell surface receptor protein tyrosine kinase signaling pathway; cell migration
Cellular component (GO): cytoplasm; plasma membrane
Molecular function (GO): protein binding
Source: RefSeq, a predicted model, not a curated record